UGCGAGCCGCUAACUCGUCACACAGCCCGCUGCACUGCUACUUCUACUAUCUCUCUCUCUCUCUCUCUCUCGCUCUCUCUCUCACGCAGCGAUGGCCAUGGAGACCAGACCCGACGAGCCAGAGGCGGCACCCGCUAAAGAGGUUGUCGUCGCUGAGGUGCUGUCGGCGGAGAAGGAGGUUGUCGACAAAGAGACGUCGCCAGAGGCUGCCAUUGAGGCGGACACACCGGGCAAGAAACCAGCUUUGGAAGCGGCGCUGGCUGCCGAGGCGGAGGAGGAGGCGGGGGAGAAGAAGGCCGCCGUGCAGGAGGUGGAGGCGAAGGAGAGCAGCGUUGUUGCGGCUGAUCGGGAGGACCCCGAGAAAAAGGCCCUCGACGAGCUCAAGCAGCUCGUCCGGGCUGCCCUCUCCAAUAAGGAGUUCUCCCCUCCUCCUCCUCCUCCCGCUCCGGCUCCGCCGGCUCCCGCCACAGCCGAUGCCGCCGUCGUGCCGACGGAGGAGCUUACCUCCAAAGCGGAGGAGGUUAAGGCUGAAGAAGAAACCGCUACUACAGCCGUGGUGGAAUCUCCGAAGGCUGUGGUGGAAGAGCCGGCCCCAUCGAUCAAGGAGGAAGAGGCCGAGGUGCCAGCUCCGACGCUUCCGACGACGGAGGAGAACGCCGUCGUAGGAGAUGACGACGGAGCCAAGACCGUCGAGGCCAUAGAGGAAACCGUCGUGCCCGUCGCCGCUCCACCACCUGCAGUAGACGAUGCGCCGGCGGCAGAAUCCCCGAAGAAGGAGAAGGAAAACGAGAAACCAGCUGCUCCUGCAGCCGCCGCGCCGUCUCUGCCGCCGGCAGAGGAGAUCUUCAUAUGGGGCGUCCCGCUCCUCGGCGACGAGAGGAGCGACACUGUUCUCCUCAAGUUCCUCCGCGCCCGGGACUUCAAGGUGAAGGAAGCCAUGACCAUGCUCAAGAACGCCGUGCUCUGGAGGAAGGAGUUCGGCAUCGAGGAGCUCCUCAACGAGGACCUUGGCAUCCCGGAGAUGGAGAAGGUGGUGUUCAUGCACGGCAUCGACAAGGAGGGCCACCCUGUGUGCUACAACGUCUACGGGGAGUUCCAAAACAAGGAGCUUUACGCUGCGGCCUUCGCCGACGAAGAGAAGCGGAAGCAAUUCUUGCGAUGGAGGAUUCAGUACCUGGAGAAGGGGAUAAGGAACAUGCUGGACUUCAAUCCGGAAGGGGUAUCAACCAUGGUUCAAGUCACGGAUCUCAAGAACUCGAUCGGGUUGGCGAAGAAGGAGCUCCGCCAGGCUCUCGACCUGCUUCAAGACAAUUAUCCUGAGUUUGCGGCCAAGCAGGUAUUUAUCAAUGUCCCAUGGUGGUACCUGGCUUUCAACCGGAUGAUUAGCCCCUUCUUCACACAGAGGACCAAGAGCAAGUUUGUUUUCGCAGGGCCAUCUAAAUCAGCUGAGACCCUUUUCAAAUACAUUGCUCCUGAGCAAGUCCCAGUUCAGUUUGGAGGCCUUAGCAAGGAGAACGACCCAGAUUUCAGCACUUCCGAUGCUGCAACGGAGAUCACCAUUAAGCCAUCAAUGAAGCAAGCUAUAGAAAUUCUAGUUACUGAGCCAUGCCUUCUCGUCUGGGAGCUUCGUGUUCUAGGCUGGGAUGUCAGCUAUGGUGCUGAGUUUGCGCCCACCGCAGAAGAUGGAUACACAGUGAUCGUGCAGAAGGCGAGGAAGCUGGUCGCGAUCAAUGACCCGGUGGUGAAGGACAGUUUCAAGAUUGGGGACGCCGGCAAGGUGGUUCUCACGGUGGGCAACACCAGCUCUAAAAAGAAGAAGCUCCUCUAUAGAUAUAAGACCAAGAGCUCUACUGAUUCCAUCUGAGAACUUCGAUGCUAGAAGAACAGAAGAUGAAUGAUCAUAAACUGAAUCUUUUGAAGUGCCAUUUGUUGUUGAUUUCAUGGAGAGUUCAAUUCCCAGCUGCUUACAGUUUUGUAUUUCAUCUUAGUAGACCUGUGUUGUUCUGUUGGAAUCGAAUUUGUUUUCUGUAAAUUAUCUGUACACAGUUUGUCUGUCA
This is a messenger RNA of Musa acuminata subsp. malaccensis (wild Malaysian banana), 2057 nucleotides long. Its product is annotated as patellin-3. NCBI's taxonomy places the organism in Eukaryota, Viridiplantae, Streptophyta, Magnoliopsida, Zingiberales, Musaceae. The record is from RefSeq and is a predicted model, not a curated record. Gene Ontology annotation, molecular function: lipid binding.